AUGGCACGUCGAGGCCGCGCGGCUUCCCGUGCGCAGACGUUGACCCCCUCAGCGUCCACCUCCAGUCUCGGGUCGUCUCCGCUCGCAUCGUACGCCGCCCCGUCCGCCGCCUCGCGCACCUGGACGCCUCUCCGGGACAACUUCUUCCAGCCGCCCCCUCUCUCCGCCAGGGAACGCGCGUAUCUCGUGCGGAAAUCCUGUGAAGCCGCUCAAGAGCUCGUGGAACGCGCCCGAAGCGCCGGUGGCCCCAUCGCCUGGCGCCACGUCGAGAAGCACAAUGACGUGCAGGUGUACGCCGGCUCGUUACGCUCCACAGCGACUGCUGGCGCCGCUGCCAGCAUGUGCGCCGUUACGAGCGUCCCUGGGACCGUGCACGAGGUCGCGUCGCUCUUUGAAUUGGGCUCGACGCGCCACAUGAAGGAGUUUGCACGCGCGCACCGCGAGUGGUUUUACGACGGCGUCGUGCUGCAUGUGAUGGCACCUCGGACCAAGGAGAAGCCGCUGCAUCAAGUGACGGCCAAGUGGAUGGUCGCGCAGAUGCCGCCGGGGCUCCCGCAUCGGGACUUCUGCUUUCUAGAGUGUCAAGACAAGUUUGUGGAUGCAAGAGGACGCAAAGGGUGGGUCCUCGGCCAACACUCGAUCAAGUUACCGGGUUGCGACGACCUCAAGCGCGAGUUUGGACUCGUGCGAGGGAGUUUGUACCACUCUGGAUUUGUCGUCGUGGAGAGUGAAGAGCGACCGGGACAUGUCGAUGUGAUCCACUUGGUGCAACUGAACUUGAAAGAGCACACACCGGUGCCGCUGAGCUUACUGCGGGCUCGAGUGCUCUUUGUCACGCAAGUGCGGAAUAUGCUCCGGAGCAAACGCUUGAAUGAACAGCGCUAUCGCAGCGACCUGGAGCUCGUGCCAAAGAAGUAUCGAAGCAAAUGUGGCGUGUGCAAGGACUCUUUCUCUCUCUUGUUGCUACGGAAGAUGAAUUGCAGGAAGUGCGGGGAAGUUGUCUGUGCUGCGUGCAGCAAGGAGUUUUCCAUUGAAAAUAGCAACUUUGCAGGAACGAAUGGAGGAGACGAGGUGCGCAAACUGCGCAUCUGCAUGCACUGUUUCCAGGCGAUUACAACUGCUCCGAAGCCGACGUCUGCACUCGUGCAACCAGCCCACUCGUCGACGAUGUCGAUUAGCUUUUUGGGCGCUGACAAUGAUGCUGGUCAACACGCGACGUCGCGGGUAGGCGGACGCUAUAGCGACCGAGAGGAUGAACCACCGAAGAUCUUUUUGCAGUCCAUGCACCGUGAAAAGCCCUCGCGUCAUCGCAUGUCUAGUACGUUACACAUGUCUGGAUUCAGGUCGGAUUUACCACACUCUGCGUCUCGGCAUAGGACGCGAGGUGAACCGGAUGUGGGGCUGCAUGCUAGAUCGCAGCACGAACAGCAACGUGACUACGGUCGGUCGCAGAACCAUCGCGAAAGUCAGCGCUUGCGUCCGUCUGACUUCCGGCCAAGCCAGAGCUUGUCGCUGGAUGAUCCCAUCACCAGAGGUGGAGACCGCUACACGAUGGAUGUGCCGGGACUAACUGCAGCGCCGUCUUUCUCCUCCAGUUUUGAUCGUCCAUCCACCGAUGCUUCGCAAAGCCCUCUUUAUGGGAUAACAAGUAGUAGCAGUAGUGACCUGCUUGUGGAGCUGAGCAGCAACGACACGGGAAAUUUCAGUCGGCUCCAAGAGUUGAGCAGCCGGGAACGACUGGAGCGAUUGCAGCGCGAAGAUAACAUAUCUCGGUCAUGCAAUGACCACCGCAUGCCUGAUGCCUACAUGUCUGCACUCCAGCAAGCAAGCCGAGACAAGCACGAGCUCGAUAUGCCGACUCCCGUGUACCAGGCUCCGUCGAACGAUUUUUGCGCAUACCGCGGGACAUUCGACGACAAGCCGGUGCUUCCCCCCGACUUUGGUCCGUACGAAUCUACGUUAGACGAUUUUGAUGGACCUCCCCUGCUGGAUGUGAAUGCGCUGAAUACGACUGAAUCGUCAAUUCCUAUUGACUUCGCUAGCAUGCGCUCACCCACGAGGUCCCCAUUGACACCUCAGCGCGAUGAGCUCAACUUUGUGCGUCCGCGUGAACGCAAAUCGGAACGUUGUCGUGAGUCCACGAGCUCGGAUUCUUCUGCCAUCUCAAUCGAUAUUGACACGUAUGAGGAUGCACCACACGUUGCCACGAUCCCGUCAAUCCCUGAACAACAGCAGCAGCGUGGCGAGCGGUAUCGAAGUGACUUUGCAGGGAUAAUGAUGUCAAGUGUAGCUGCGGGACCGACGCUACAUCCAUCGCGUGAAAAUGGUAUAGAGUCAACGCACGACAGCGAUGAAGAUUCGGACAUGUCCAUGGGUGCAUCAGACGACGAAGAGGAAGGUCAGACGAUUGUCGAUUUUACACCUGUGCCACCUCGGUGGUCGGAUGACGACAACGUUGAGGAGACAAAGGUACAAGACUUUUCAGGAACGUUGGCGUAUCCACCUCCGUCUCCGUCUUCUCAUGGGGCAGCUAGUACGACGCUAGAGCGCCCGUCUGUUGUGAAUUCAUCGGCACAUUGGCGAUUGGAGGACCAUACGUCAGCAGAUAUUAGGACGACAGGUGGGGUGGAAAACGUUUCGCAAACGAAUACGGAGGCAGUCAACGGUACCCCUAUCACUAAUGAGUGCCAGCUGCCGCGUUCUAGUGUGGAGGACUUGAACGACCGCGAUGUGCACCCGGUGCACGUGUUAUCAAAACGUAGCGAGAUGCAGAUUGCUGGUGAAGGUGAGUGCAUUGAUGGACUGUGCAAUCAAGCGUCAGAAGGAGUUUUGGUCAGCCGCGAACGGCGGCUUUCUGAUUCAGAAAAUGCUUUGGUCCUCAAUAUGGUCGGCGGUGAUGUGCACGCUGAUGUCCGUCAGCUCAACAAAGUUAUUGAUGGAGGGGUCACUGCUUUUCAUCAGACAAGCUCAUCAUCCCGACUGUCUGAUCGCUCGCCGCCAUCUCCACCCACCACAUUUGAUGCCAUAAGCGCUGCUGAUGGUGCGCUGCCUCUCUACGAGGGUACACCACUACCACUUGAGGAAGAGAGCAGCGAAACACUUGCUUUGUCCAACGAUUCGCAUGCGAUGACUAGCGAUGAGGAUAUUGUUGCUCUCGAUAAUGUGGAAUUGGAAGCGCAUCAUGUGUCGUUAAAUAGUCGUGACGGCUUUGUGGAUCGACACAGUCAAGAGGAAUUGAACGACGUGAGCUCAGUGACGUCGGAGUCUACAUUCCAGACUACCGAUUACGCUGCUACUGGUGUAAAUGUUGCAUCACUUGCUGUGGAGGACGUUAUGGAAGACCUGGUCACCGCAGGAGUCAAUAAACUUAGCGUGUAA
This is a messenger RNA of Peronospora matthiolae, 3378 nucleotides long. Lineage: Eukaryota; Oomycota; Peronosporomycetes; Peronosporales; Peronosporaceae. The record is from the annotation of a GenBank genome assembly.